ACAGCCAAAUGCACCGAUUGAAUAUUGCAAUUUUGAUUAAAGAAGAAUUUCGAUUCAUAAUGAAUCGAUUCGGUGUACCCGAAACUGUACAAGUAAAUGUUUCAUUUUUAUGAAUUUGAUUAAAUGGAACAUUAACAACAAAAAGCCGCUACAUCUUACAAAUACAAAUAAUGGAUCUCUCCGUUUCACGUUCAUUUCAUACAGCAGCAACGAAAUGAAAAUUUCAACAAAUCAACCAAGAAAAUUGAAUACAUUGAGCUGACGCUUUACACUUAAGUUUUCCACACACAAGCGCCGAGCACUCUCCUAUUUGUACAGAACACAAUAUGAAAGCUAUAUGACUAUUGACUAUUGCACCACCACACACAUUUAACCAACACUAAAAUUUCCACUGUUCUUAAUUUAGCAACUCGUCGGCUCAAAAUCAGUCUAACAGUGUCCUCUAUGUAAAACACAUUUACUGGCACACGCAUAUACAAAAAAAAAAGAAAAUAAAAAAUUUUCUCAAAAAUUUUAAAAUUUUAUAAUUUAAAUAGAAAGGAAAAAAUAAUCAAAAAUUCCAAGAUUCAGUCAAAAAAAUCGAAUGAAAUCAAGCUUUUCUUUGCAAUAUUUUCUGUUUGGCGUCGGUUGUUCUCUCAGAGUAUCGUCGGUAAAAGUUUUUUUUUUUGACUUUGCGGGAAACGUCUCAACAUAAAUUGUAAUUUUCGAUUGAAAAUUUAUAAAUAAAAUCAAAAAAUUAUUUUUGGUUUAACCGUUUUAGAGAGUGCAUUAGAGUGUGGCUAAUUUCUUCUUCUUUUUAUACAAUUUUUUUUUUUCGGUUGCGUUAGUAGUGUUAGUUGUUUAUUAUUAUCGGUGGUGUGUUAAUUAUAAAUUUUCACGUUUGAUAUUUUGGGAAGUGCGAGUACUCACAGAUUAUUUUUACUUUGUUUUGGUGUAUUUUUGGUUCUAAUUCUCAAAUUAGAAUUUUAUUUACAAACGGACAAUACAAAUAGUUUCUUGUACGCGCAGAAAAAGGUGCAUUUCACGUUUUUGGCGAGGCUAACAAAUUGACAUCAUUUACAGUAGAAGUGGAUACCCACACGAAUUUCAUAGCAUCUUGGGAUAACAAUUUUCUUUUGUAAAUUCAAAUUCAAAACUGACUGUGGAACGAACGAAAAGAAGAAAUAGGAAAAACAAACUUUUUGUUCAGACAUUAUCCCCACAUUAACACGGAGUAUAAAACAGCAGUUUUAUGUUUUGUUUGGGACAAUUUGCUAAACAGUCCAGAGCAUUCAACGUUGGUUUGGAAAAACCGGUGACAUUUUGAUUGGUUUUUGGUGCAACCGAAUUGGUGUUGCGUUUGCUUUUCGUCUCGUAUCAGUAUUGGCGAUUCAGAAAAGAGGUUGACCACCUUUUUUUCGGACUGGACAGAGGAGUGAAAAUUUUUUCGGAUCUCACAUUUACCAUAAUAAACUGUCAAGAUUGCGGCCAUGGGUAGAAAGAAAAUUCAAAUUUCCCGUAUCACGGAUGAACGGAAUAGACAGGUGACUUUCAACAAACGUAAAUUUGGUGUGAUGAAAAAAGCCUACGAAUUGUCUGUACUAUGCGACUGUGAAAUAGCAUUGAUAAUCUUCUCAAGCAGUAACAAGCUGUACCAGUAUGCCAGCACCGACAUGGAUAAAGUGUUGCUGAAGUACACCGAAUACAAUGAACCACAUGAGAGUCUCACCAACAAAAACAUAAUCGAGAAGGAGAAUAAAAAUGGCGUUAUGUCUCCCGAAUCACCGGAACAAGAUUCCGAAUACACACUCACUCCACGUACAGAAGCCAAAUACAGUAAAAUUGACGAAGAUUUCCAAAUAAUGAUGCAACGCAACCAGCAAUUGGCGUCCGGUCAACGGGUAAUGUCUGGUGGAAAUUACACUUUGCCCGUUACGGUACCGAUUCAGGGAAGCUAUAACGAAUCCGGAAUGCUGCAGGCUAGUCCACAAAUGGCUCAUCAGAAUAUUAGUCCCAGGCCAUCGAGUUCGGAAACAGAUUCGGUUUAUCCAUCCGGAUCACUACUUGAAAUGUCGAAUGGUUAUCCACAUUCAACGUCUCCGCUGGGCGGAUCGCCAAGUCCAGGUCCGAGUCCUGGCAUAGGUGGGCAUUUACAUAAAUCACACCACAUAAAGCAUUCACCUGGGAGUCAAAGUGGACGAAAUUCUAAUCUUCGAGUUGUAAUACCAAAUUCUGGUAUGUCAGCGCCUGAUGAUAACAACAUUAGCUACGGUGAACAUCGACAACAAUCAACGCUAAAUACUCCGGUCGUUGCACUACAGACGCCAGGCAUACCAGGACUAACAGCGUAUCCAUCGCUAGGAUCUUUUGGUGCCCAAGACUUUUCAAUGAGCUCUUCCGAUGUUAUGAGCUUAUCUUCAUGGAAUCAGAAUCUAAAUACCGUUCAGCACACUAGGUAUGGCUUACCACAUUUAGCAGUAUCAAAUAGUACACCUCCGCCUUCAACAUCACCGAUAAAUGUGAAAGUGAAAUCGGAACCCGUAUCACCACCUCGUGAUCAUAAUGGUAUCAUGGGACACAGUCACAGUUCAUCUGGUUUGUCAAUUACAACGAUGAAUAAUGCGACGUCAAAUAUUAGUGUUUUAAGUCAUACGCCGCAGCAUAUGAUAAUGACAUCUCGGCCGAGUUCAACGGGUCAUUUAACACCUACACUCGGCACUGCUACAAACGUACCUUCACCAGGUGGUGAUCUGCAUCGGCACAAUUCAAUGCAAGAUUACGAUCACUCACCGAAUCAACCACACAAGCGACCAAGAAUUUCAGAAGGUUGGAACACAUAACCCAAUUACUUCAACUAUCAAAACUAUUUGCAAGGCUUCAAACGAAACAAUAAUAAUUAUACGAAUGGCGGUGGAAAUUGCAAUGGCAACAACAAUGGCAGUGUUAUUGUUUUGAAGUGAAAAAGUAAAAAAAAAAAAAUUGAAUUCGACAAAUAAAAUGAAAGAAAAAUGAGAAAAGAAAACAAGGAACAGACAGUUUACAUCAAGAAGCAACUGCCUGUUAAAUAUAUUUUUUAUUUAAAUUGGGAGAGUUGCAAAACACAGAGAUUAUUUGUUGAAAAAACAAACAAAAAAAAACAUAAAAAACGUAAACAUUAAUGAAAAUAAUAAACAAAACAAAAAACAGUCGAGUCAUUCAAGUGAAAGAGAAAUUAAGUAAAAUAAAAGAGAACCUUCUAUCGUGUCAUAUCUUAAAGUAAAAAAAUGAAAAGAAAAUGAAAAGGAAAAAAUUCUAUUUAGUUAAAGGAUAUACAUCUAAAAGCUGUUGAUAAAAAUAUAAAUUUAAAUUUAACAUUACAAUUUUGUAGCAUUAAAUUUGUAGUUAUGAAAAAAGAUUGAUAUUAAAAACAAACAAGAAAUGGAACCGAGGGAGACGGAGAAGUUUUUUUUAAAUUUAAUUUAACAAUUAAAUAAAAGAAAAAUGUUUGAAAACACUAAAAAAAACACAGAGAACGCAAACACUUAUUAUAUUAGUGCAAUACAAAAUAAAGAAGAGAAAAAUGAAAAAUAAGAAAAUAUUUUUCAAAACAAAAAAGCUCCUCCAUCAUAUCUGAUAAAAAUGAGCUUUAAAAACAACUACGAAAAAAAAAAAGAUUUUACUUGUUCUGUUUCAUCACAGAAAUGAAACAGCAGAAGCAUAAAAUUACCGGCAAAAAAAUCUAUUUAAAUUGGUCUGUUGUAUAAAUAUAAAAAGAAAAUAAAAUGCAUCGCUUAAUUAAAUAGUGCUUGUGUUAGUCAGCAAGAAAGAUUGAUUGAGCUGUGUGUCGCCUUUUAAAAAGAAAAUAAACAAAAAAAAAAAGAGAAACCAGAAAAAUAUUGAAGAUACGUAAAUGAGAUAGAAACUAAAAAGAAAUGUUUAGUAUUUUUCUAAAUAAAUAAAUAAAAGGAAGUAAAAAAAAAUGAAGAAAAAUUUAGAUAAAUGAAAAAUGUUAACCUUAAACAAAAAAUUAAUUAAUUAAUUAUGAGAAGAACAUUUAUAUUGCACUUUUUAGCCAGAAAAUCGUAGACAAGAAUUAUAUUUAAAUAAUUUAACAAAAAAAAGAGAGAAAGAAAAUUGAUAUAAAAAACAAAAACCAACAAAAGUUAAAUGUUAAAAUCCAUAUUUUGUAAAGAAUAUUACAUAAAAAGUGCCAUUGGAUGGUUAUUUUAAAUUUAGAAUUAAAACUGAAAAAAGAAGAAGAAAAUUUGAAGAAGAAAAAAGAGGAAAAUUUAGGAGAAAAUCGCGCCAUUUUUAACAGAAAAUCAAUUGGAACUAAUUUAAAAUCUGUUUCUCAGUUCAGUACACGUGCAAUUUCAAUGUAAAUAUCCAAAUUCAAACCGUAUAAAUAAACAGAAAAACAAAUUUCAUUCAUUUCUUGGGGUGAUAGGCCUUGUUCGACUGUGAAAGGACAUUAAUUGAUGGUAGAUUGAAUGCUUGCUUGUUGUUUUGAUUAGUCUGCUGAAGGAAAGGAUUAUAAUCAACUCGUCGAAAUCAUAAGUUUAUUUGAACAAAAAUUAGACGUGUCAAAUUAGCGAAUUAUAAGAGAAAUGAAAUUACAUUCAUUUAGCUCCGUUUCAAAUAGGCUGAUGAUGUCAAUUGAUUUUUCAUUGAGAAGUUAAAACAAAGAACUCGGAAGCCCAUUCGUAUCGCUUCUGCAUUUAACUAUCCCAUCUUAAAUGCUGAAUCUUUCAAUAUCACCUCCCCACCGUAUCUGAAGCAUGCAAAGUAAUUAAUUAAAAGUUUUGUUUCACUUCUGUGCCCGAACAUAUCUCCUAUUCUAAAAAAUAGGUUUCAUUUAAUUCGAUCAACAAUCCCCUUUUCUGUUAAUAUCAAACUGGCCAACUGAGUCCCAUCCAUUAAUCUCAUUAAUCUGAUCAACAAUUCUACAACUGAAGACAUGCGAUGAGUUCCAUUGAAUCGUUUAGUCUAUACUGAGAUCCGACAUUUAAAUUGUGCAUUUAUCACGAUGAUUGGUAUAGAUCACUUCAGUUGGCGAUACUAUUACAGAGUUUAACGAUAAUUGGCUGUUAUCAUUCGAGGAAUGUGUCCUGUGUCAUUUAAGAAAUUAUUUGAAAAUCCUUGAAAAAAAUGGAAAAAAUCCUUAAAAUCAAUGAGAUUCCCCAGAUGGUUCACACAAUCUUUUAUAUCGAAAAGACACUCGCUCGAUAAAGAGUUGAAGUCAAAGAAAAACCUUCGAGAACAUUUUAAAAAUCCUUCGUCACUCAAAUUUGCUAUUUUUUGCCCACACAAGUGAUCAUCAUGACCAAUGGUUUAUUACUCCGAUUUAUCCGAAUGAAAUAUGCAUAACUGUCUCCGCGUAAAUAAACAUAAAAAAUCUGAUCCAAAAGAAGGUCGAUUCAUUUGACUUGUACAUAAAGAAUAAAUUUUCUUUUUUUGGGAUAAUUUUUUCUCCAAUUUUUCGUAAGCCGACCCCUGUAUACAUCUCUCGAAUAAACUAAAAAACAAAGAAAAAUUUGAGAAAAAAGAAGAAAAACAAAAUCAA
This is a messenger RNA of Bradysia coprophila, 5521 nucleotides long. RefSeq names its product myocyte enhancer factor 2 (gene Mef2). Gene Ontology annotation, biological process: cell differentiation; positive regulation of transcription by RNA polymerase II. The record is from RefSeq and is a predicted model, not a curated record. Gene Ontology annotation, molecular function: histone deacetylase binding; DNA-binding transcription factor activity, RNA polymerase II-specific; RNA polymerase II cis-regulatory region sequence-specific DNA binding. Lineage: Eukaryota; Metazoa; Arthropoda; Insecta; Diptera; Sciaridae.